AUAUUUUGUCUAGUUGUAAUUUUGAGCUUAUUUAUAAACAUGUGUGUCAUGGGCUUGUGCACUUCCUCAAAUAAUUAACACACUACACAUUGGCAUACAGUGAUAAGUUACCGGAUUCAAUAUUUGUGAAAUAAUUAAAUGAAAAACGACAAAAAAUAUUGUUUCUUCAUUUUUCAUGCAUACCACUUACUUGACAUAAAAAUCAAUACAAUUAUUCCUGCGGACUAAUUUCUUUAGCAUCAUCGACGCCAAAUUUCAUUAGUACAUAAGUACAUAUUUAUUUGCUUCGUAAUUCAAAUACCAAAUUCAUUUGGUAUCUUGUUAAUGUGAUGACAUUAACAAGAAAAAUGAAAUUAGGCAAACAAACGGCGAACGCCCAAAAAAAUUAAUUGAGAAAUUUGAUCACUAAUUUUACUACUUGAUUCACAACGUGUCACGGAAUGUACAAACAAUUUACCUUCGAAUCAAAUAUCUUACAAAUGUACAGUUCGACAGUAUUCGCAAAGCACAAAAAUCCCAUAAUUUCCACACUCAAAUUUCAUAAAUAAAAUUGUCCCCAUGAAACUAUCUGAUUCGUCUGAAAAAUCAACUUAUCCAGAAGAAGAACUUCUCAUCAAAUGGGCAAAGUGGCCCAUUUUUGGUGUCCAGUUUAACGGGCAUCUCUCCCUCUCCGUGAUCUCACGCAAAUUAAACAACGAUGUAGAAUCCCAACCAAAGAAAUAUCGCAAAUCUUUGCAAUUUCACUUUUAUAGUGUCCCAUUCGUAUUCCAUGCCUUGCUCCUAACGAUAUUCUCCGUUAUUAUCAUCUGCUUCGGACAGACAGGAUACAGCGCAUUCAAACGGAUGGAAAAGCUGUCAUCAGACGCAGGAAUCCUUGCUGCUUACAGUCUCUGCGGUUUCAGCUAUACGAUGGGAAUUAGAAUCUGGAGUUUGAUCAGGGUAAAAAAAAACCUUGCAUUUUGGACUUAUCAGGUCGAUAAGGUUCGCCUUAUCCAACCAAAUUUAUGGGAUUUCAAGACUGUUUCAGAUUUACAGAAAGAAAUUCGUGCUUCAUUUUUGCGCACUGUUUUCUUCCUCUGUGCCGUCUUGAUGACUGUGUUUUGCAGUGAUUUUAUUUUGGUGGAUAUCUUCCAAAUCUCUAAAUAUAGCGUUAUCACGGAUUCCGUUUUGGGUCAGAAUGGUCCCAUCCUAGUUGGUGGGUUACUUUGGACAUAUUCCUAUUUUUCAAAUGCAUUUUUGUCACUUUGGUUGAGUUUCUUUAUUAAACUGUACUCCGCUGGGGUGUCUUCAAUUCGGGGGGAGUUUGAGGGGGGUAAAAUUACGGGGGCACAGAUAUCAAGACUUUCGAAAACGUACAAUGUUUUAGUUAAUCUUGUAGACCACUUUAAUGAUGAAAUGGGGGGAAGAAUAUUUUUGGAGGUGGGAUUCAAUCUAAUUUUUAUUUUGGGUAGCACCUAUUUCAUCAUUGUUUCCGGUAAGAUGGGUGAAUAUGGUAAUGCCAUUACAAACGCGACGUGUGCACUGUUAUCGAUGCAUGUGUUGUACGUUUAUGGGAACGAUUGUGAAAAUUUGGAAGUUGCGAGAUUGAAAUUGGUGAAUUUGCUGUGUGAGGUGGAGGAAAGUGACGGACCUUGGGAGAUGGGCGCAGCAAAUAAGAUUCGAGAUUUCCAGAGGAAAGUGGUCACUUGCAAGCUGAGGAUAACUCCAGAAAAUUUUUUUGCACUUAAUCGAAGCUUCAUUCUUUCGGUUUUGUCCAUCUUGAUGACUUUGCUGAUUGUGUUGGCCCAAUUCAGAGACUCGGAUGAGAAGAGUGGGUCACGUUAAGUAAUUUGUAGUCGUAAUUGUUAAUUAUUUAUCAAAUUAUUGUAUAAAAUGGUCACCUUCAAUUCUCUUAUGAAACGGAAGAAUGAGUCGGAGUGAAUAUAAAUUUGCAACAAUUAAUUACAUAACAUGAGUGCUUAGUGAGUAGAGAAUUUUUUGGUAAAUAUUCAAGAUUUAAAUAUAUAUCUGGAAAAUGGAGGUUUUUAUUUUGUAAGAUUUCUCAAACUCUAUCUCUUUCUUAUACAUACAACAUAUGUAUAACCCAUUGAAAUUAAUGUGUUGUUGCUAGAUUUGUUAAAUUAUAGUUUGCGAAUCCAUGCACGCCCAAGUUUUACUGAGUUGGCUUGGCUAAAUAGUUGUGAUGCGAAUACAUAUGUAUGUACAUAAAAAGUUGUCAUGAAUAAAUAUAUUUAUAUAUUCAUGUGAGGUUACUAUA
Molecule: messenger RNA, 2257 nt
Organism: Folsomia candida
Lineage: Eukaryota; Metazoa; Arthropoda; Collembola; Entomobryomorpha; Isotomidae
Exons: 3
Coding region: 559-1824 (421 amino acids)
Biological process (GO): sensory perception of taste
Cellular component (GO): membrane
Source: RefSeq, a predicted model, not a curated record